Messenger RNA from Hylaeus anthracinus, 810 nucleotides. RefSeq lists its product as uncharacterized. The transcript has 4 exons. The coding region runs from base 271 to 810 and encodes 179 amino acids. NCBI's taxonomy places the organism in Eukaryota, Metazoa, Arthropoda, Insecta, Hymenoptera, Colletidae. The record is from RefSeq and is a predicted model, not a curated record.
UCUAUCAAUGGCACAAUGUAGCACAAGUUAGUACGCAUCUUUCUAUAGAAAAAAAAGUUUGUUUUGGCAAAAGUGCGGGGGUAGUAUAAUUUUGGUUUUAUUUCUUUUCUUAAUUGUUAUUGAUGUUAUCGAUCUCUUAUUUACGGCACAAUACGGCACAAACGUAGCACAAUGUAGCACAAUCUAAAAAAAUCAAAUAUUCGAAAUGUGCGGGGCUAACUUUACACACAUCGCACACAUUUUGUUUCUUAUAGAUUGAUAAGUCCGUUAAUGUUUGACAAAAUGGCAAUACGGCAACAUGUCGAUUAUUAUAAAGAUAGAUUCGUCGGUUCCGUAGAUUGUGGCGUUAAUAUAGAAUGCCAUACAACAAAAGUUGCGAGAGAUGCUUUAGUGUUUUUAACCAACUGUUUACACCUAAUGUGGAAAUUACCGAUUGCUUACUAUUUAAUAAACGGAAUAACUGCAGACCAAAAGCAAAAUACAUGGUUUAAACAUCCAGCAAAUGACACUAAAGUUAAUGUAUAUCUUGAUUCGUGUCACAUGUCGAAGUUGGUACGGAAUACUGUUGGCACUGCUAAGAAACUUUUGGAUAAUAAUAAUGACAAAAUUAAAUGGAAACAUUUUGAAGAGUUACAUGAAAUGCAAGAAAAGGAAAAUUUACAUCUUGGUAACAAACUUAGAACUAAACGUAUAGAUUUUUAUAAGAACAAAAUGAAAGUUAAAUUAGCCAGCCAAUUAUUAAGCACAUCUGCAAACGCUUUAGAAUUAUGCAAAAACUCGUUACAGCGACCACAUUUUCAGGAUUGUUGA